GAGAACAGACGUGUUUCUCGUUUAUCCUGAGCUCAGUCGAGAUCUCGUGUCGCUUCGUAUUCUCGUCUUCUCACCGCUCCCUGUUGUACGCGCACCGCUCAAAUACACGCGUGUGAUAUAUUGCGCCUAAGUGGCCAGCGGUGUUUUAUUUGCUCGUGCAAUUAUCGAAUUAAUCUCGAUCGGUCAUAGUGCAAUCCCGAAAAUUUUCCGGAACACCUCACGUGACCGUUCGCGCGAGAUACUCUCGUGAUCCGCGGAGCCAUAGGGCGACCCCCCUGUAUGUGUUACAUCUUUACGAGUGACGUGAACCAACUGGUGCAGCCGUCAACCGGACAACUGCGGGGACAUUGAACGCGACGAUCACGACGCGUCCGUGCUCCGGAAAUUUCUCUCAGAGUCACGAAAAUUCUGACGCACGUGCUCCAUUGACAGUGCAUUCGAGCAGCCAAUCGACAACCGUGACGAAGGACAAGUUUCAUACGCGUUCUCAGCAGGUGAUUGUCUUAAAGCGAGAGUGAUCUUUCUUUUUUUUUCUUUUUUUUUCCCUUUUUGUUUCGAGAACGUUCGAUGCAUGGACAGUUUCAUCAGAACUUCGAAAAAAAUUUUGUUCCGAGAAUCGUCUGAAAGGGUAGAAUAAUAACAUUUACGGAGGGUCCGCAGCGUGCGCGCGCGCCACGUGCGAUCCGGGAUGUUGAGCAUUGAGAGCCGGUAAACUUAAAACUGUUCACGUGCAGCAUUUCUAACGCGUUCACAAUUCUACGACUUACAAAACAAGACCAAGUAGAAACUCCGAACAAGGGGGAGGGGGGGGUCUUUGAAAAGUGGAGACGUAGACAGUGAACAGUGAACUCAACAACAGAACAUUGCUUGGUUCGGUUACAGUGCAUCAACUCCGGGCCAGGCGGGAGUGGUAACGAGCUUGGACUCGGGCUACAACUGUACGCAAUUGCUCCGAUCGUAGAAUAGACGAGAGAAGACACCAUGGCGAUACCGUUUUUGCCCAACAACGACGAGAACACGUCGUCGGAAGAGCAGCUGAUGUAUCAGCUGUAUGUAACCCUGCACAAUGCCCUCCGGAGCAGGAACGCCCACCAUCCGUCGCGAAAUCAUCGGGCGCCGCGUCGAUCCGGUUCUGGGUCUCAGCAACCUCUGGUGAUCUGGCUGCAGCCCGGCAACGUCGAAGACUUGUCGAGCUUGCCGCUACCAGACCUGGUGCAAUCGGCCGUGGAUCAGCUACCACCGCCGUCACCCCACGUGACAGUUUCUGUCCCUAGCAGCCCGAUGAGAGACGCGACCUUCCAGUUCCCUGAGUGUAACGUCAACAGCAACGGUGCACCGUUGCCGAGCCCAAGGCCACGGCCACGAAGACGUUUCGCCUCGGAGAGCUCCGUCAUGGAGACGGGCCCGACCGAGGUGAGCAACUGCAACGGUACCACCUGCCGCUGCCACCUCGGCCUGAUCCUCAACGAGAGGCAGUCGUGGACGAGCGUGGGUGCCAAUCUCAGGAACAUCGCCGGUGAUUUCCACGCGUGCAGGACCAAGGACGCCGAGAUCGAGAAAUCGACGCUACCGGUGAUCGGUCCAGGUUUGAACGGUCGCAACAGCAACUCGUCAUCCACCGACAGCCUGCUGUCGCUGUUGAUUCCGACGCCAUUACGAGAGACCCUUUGGGCAACGGUGGCUCUAUACCUCGGCUGGAGACUCGUCUCCCGCCUGCGAUAGAUGCGCCGGCGCCCGGUUUCGUCCAACCGUUCUGGGUAAUCCUACGGGCUCGAUCGUCGAUUGCGUCGACGACUAGAACGGGGAUAUUGGGGGUUUAUAAUUAAAAGAAAAUGGACGGACCGCCAGCACUUCUUUCCGUGUCUGCGAUCGCGGACAAUCCUGUAUGGAAUCCUCUGGACGGAUCGUUUCGAGAGGAACGAGAAGGAGGAAGAGGAGAAGAGGCAGUCCACGGUACUCUGGAUCUCUCUAUGUCAUCGGAUGAUGGAUUUAAUUGAGGUAGAGCGCGUCGAGAAGACGAAACAUUCUUUUAUUGAACAUCCACUCCGAUAAUAUGAUUGUAAUUUUAUAUUGUCUAUCUUUGUAUUUCGCGCCUACGUUGCGCGGUUACGCGAGAAUGCGCUUGAUCGACUUUGAUCGGUUCCUGAGGGACCAUGCGACUGCAAAUAAAAUUUGAUAUCUUUUGGUCAUGACGAUGAAAGUAGUGAUAAUUAUUUGCUUCU
Molecule: messenger RNA, 2222 nt
Organism: Trachymyrmex cornetzi
Lineage: Eukaryota; Metazoa; Arthropoda; Insecta; Hymenoptera; Formicidae
Exons: 3
Coding region: 982-1722 (246 amino acids)
Source: RefSeq, a predicted model, not a curated record